AUGGCAUUAUAUUUUCUAUCGCCGGCCGUUGCUGCACUGGCACUGUUCGUCAUUGGCGUCAUCAUCGUCAUGUUGCGUUGGGGUCCGCGACUCUGCGGACUGCGCCAUCAUGCGCUACCAGACAACCAUGAUUUGCGAGAAAGGACCUACGAGCAUGAGAUUAGCUAUGCCUAGUCUACUGCCCUAACAAAAUGCCAGCACAGCAAUGCAGCGAAUUAUUUUUUAUAAACAUUUCCGUCAACAAACUAACCAUAAUAAUAAGCAUAUAUUUGGAUUCCCAUACUAACAAACUAUAUUCUAUACAUAUAAUUCAAUUCGUCCAUCUAUUUAAUCAUGUAGUACAAAGUGCCGAAAACAUUUAGUUAUUGAUUAUUAUUGCAUAUCAUACCUUGACAGAGCGAAAACAAUUUAAUCUGUGCCUUUUUAGAUCGAAGCUCAUUAAGAAACAUAUUCCGUCCAAGUGUCUUCUAGCAUAAGCAUUUUACAAUAAUCGACAAAUACCCUUUUGGUAAACGUCGUGAGCAGAAACCCUAAAUGAAAUAGUUAUUACAAAUAUAUUUAUAUUUUGCGAGCCCAAUAAACUAAUUUUGUAACUAUGCAAACUCUAUACACUUGUAUUUUUAAAAACUUGUAUAUCAUUUUGUCCAAUAAAAACACGUUUUAAAUAAACAUA
This is a messenger RNA of Drosophila albomicans, 673 nucleotides long. RefSeq lists its product as uncharacterized. The record is from RefSeq and is a predicted model, not a curated record. NCBI's taxonomy places the organism in Eukaryota, Metazoa, Arthropoda, Insecta, Diptera, Drosophilidae. The transcript has a single exon. The coding region runs from base 1 to 174 and encodes 57 amino acids.